Carcharodon carcharias (great white shark) is the source of this 1649-nucleotide messenger RNA. RefSeq lists its product as uncharacterized. The record is from RefSeq and is a predicted model, not a curated record. Bases 177 to 1028 code for a protein of 283 amino acids. Lineage: Eukaryota; Metazoa; Chordata; Chondrichthyes; Lamniformes; Lamnidae. The transcript is spliced from 5 exons.
CUUUCAAAAUCGCUGUGAGAGGGUCAGUGCUGAGGGAGUGCUGCACUGUCAGAGGGAUUCUGUUACACCCAGAAGGGACGCCAUCCUGGAUAUUUUGGAAAAAUUGGCCAUCACUCAGAUUGGGAUUUCCUGCUCCCACUGCCAGGAUUCUGAGGAACACCCAGUUUGUGUGGAGAAUGGACUCCUGUAGCCCAUCUGGUGGUGCCGUGGGCCGAGAGAGAUCAGCAGAGGAUGAGAAAGAUCAAUCGGUCUGGAGCUUGGCAGAGGCUAUGCAGAAGCAGAUUCUGCAGAUUGGGUCAAGUGCAUGUGGUGCGACUGCAGUUGUCAACAUUCUGCAGGCUCUGGGAUUUGACAUUCCCUCUGAUGUUGUAGACAGGUGUGUCCAGACCAGACUGCGGAAGAACGAUGCACCCUUGGCUGAAUAUUUAAUGUCACGAUGUGUUGCAGGUGCCACCCACCAGCAGCUGAUUGAGGGAGCGGAGAAGGCGAGUGAAGGAAGGGUUGUUGGGAGGUUUUUCAGUUUCUACCCUGAACGAAGUGUGGAAUUGACAUCUUGGCUGGCGAGCUGGAUGAGGAAAGGAGCUGUUCCUGUAGUGACCAUGAACAUGCAAGUAGCGGUGCCGGAGGGCAAGGAGAUCCCAGAUGCAUGGCACCAUCAGAUGAUCUUCGGAGUGGGCGCUGAAGGGAUUUACAUGACCAAUCCCUUAGAAAUAGAGGAGAGCAGCCUUGUGAAACGACGCCUCUGCAGUGAAUCACUCCUGCUGGUCCGGCGGCAGGAUGUUCUGUCUCGGCUCUCGGACGGCUCAGAUUUCUCCAUGUUCACACGGCUCCCGGACCAUUCCCUGUGGGAGCAGCUGGAUGUUGUGGGUCAGAUUGAACGGAUAGUUUCCAGCGAUGUCCCUGGUGAAGUUCCUGACCACGUGGUCAUUCCAGCUGCCUACAGGUCAGGGGUCACGAUGUUUACCCUGAGACACUCGGAACUGACCAAUGAGCUUUUAUCUGCUUCAGAGUUGCCUUUAUUAUACUGACCAUCAAUAACCUUAACUAUACAGAGCAAGCUGGAGGGUUAGAAAUCUGGAGUUGACUUCAUCAGAACUUCAGGAGCUUGGGAAUUCAUCAAGCCAGUCAGACAACCUCUUCAUUACAUAACCCAUAGACAAGGCGAGUACCCAGCAAGAGGCUCUGACAGCUGAGUACACAGUGUUACUGUGUGUGUUUGGGGCUGUGUGCGCGUGUGUAGGCCUGUGUGUACACAGGUCAGUGUGGAUGCAGCGUAAACACAAAGCGGGGUUGAAAAUUGCAGCAAGAAAGACCCCCUCCUUCCAACCAACUCACCUGCCACUGCUACCCUGAACCCUACCCCCCCUGCUCCUCAUUCAGAACACAGACUAUCAUCUCUGACCUCACCCUGCCCUGAUCCAUUGGCUCCUUGCUUUCUGAAAGGGUUAAUUGUGGUUGACCCCCCACCCCACCGACAAGCCUUCACUUUCUCAGUGUGACAAUGGAGGAAACAACAUCUUAACUGGAUCCUGUGUCCCGGGAGUCACUGAAUAGCAAUCAAGCAGGAACCAUGGCUAUAAUAUCCCGUAACCUAGCCCAGGGUCCUGAGGGUAACUGUGCCUUGUUGGGAGUGGCUAACCUGGCACAGA